This is a messenger RNA of Acaromyces ingoldii, 2722 nucleotides long. RefSeq lists its product as hypothetical. NCBI's taxonomy places the organism in Eukaryota, Fungi, Basidiomycota, Exobasidiomycetes, Exobasidiales, Cryptobasidiaceae. The coding region runs from base 96 to 2663 and encodes 855 amino acids. The record is from RefSeq and is a predicted model, not a curated record. The transcript has 9 exons.
CGGCAAAGGAAGAAAAUCUAAAACGCGUCGUCUCAUUUCGAGCUGCUCGCUCGACUGUCCGAAUAGUCUCAGUCAGACUCGACGCAGGCAGGCAGAUGGACGACGAGGCCAAGGCGACGCAGGUGGCUGAGUUUGCCGCCUGCGAUCGACAGACUGCCCAUCGGCUCCUCGCGCAACACCACGGCGAUGUCGAGGCGGCCAUCAAUGCCGUCCUCAUGGGCGGCGCAGAGCUCGUCGGCGACGGCGGCAUGAGCAACAGCAACACGCUGGACGCUGGCUCGCAGAGCAUCGCGCCCUACCAGGGCGACUUAUCGCAGCCGCAGCCGCAGCCAGCACCGGGUGUCUCGCAACAAGCACAGACACAUUCUCAAGAGCAGGCGCAGGCGCAGGGCCCUGUCGCGGGGCCGAGGCCAGAGGGGCAGUUCGGCCCCAUGGCCUCCUUUGACGAGGCGUGGGCCCAGCAGCAGAACUGGAAUAGCGGCGCACCGCCCAGCGUGCCCGAGCGCACGUCCAAGAAGCGGAGCACCCCCGUCGACCUGACGGGCGACGACGAGGACGAGGACAUGAAGCGGGCCCUCCAGGCGUCCAUCGAGAGCGAGACGGACCGCCAGAAGCGCCACCAGACCUACCCGGGCUUCGAUGGCGCAGGCACAGGCGCCGCCGGCAUGGGCGCAUCCCACGGGCCUCAUCCCUUGAGAACGGCAAAUGACGAGGAUGAGGCCCUCACCCGCGCCAUUGCUGCGAGCAUGGAGCAGUCGACGUCGGCGCUGGGCCACGACGGCCAGGCCGCUGGUGGCAUCGACAUCGAGUCGCUGGAGCCGUCGAGAAUACGGAAGCGCGACGAGCUCGCCGCCGUGACGCCGCCGACACGGGUGCUGCGCCAUUUUGCACUCAUGCUCCAGGCCCUCUUUGCCUCGUCGCACUUUUGCCAGGCGCUCCUGGCCCUCGAUGCACAAGAGGUGCGCCUGCUCGAGCCAGAUGCGCAGCCCGAGCCCAUGGCCGACUUCUGGCGCGGCGCCAGCCCCAACGACCGCAGGGCCGUCACCCACGACAUGUGGGCCAGCCUGGGCCUGGGCGAGGCCAGCGACGACGUGCGCCAGUCGUACGAGGUCGUCAUGCGGCUCACCACCCUGCUCCGCUUCCUCCUCUGGAGCAACCGGCCGCUGUGCGUGGCAGACGACAUGCUCUCCUAUGUCCAGGGCGCUGGCUUUGCCUAUGUCAUGAACAGCGAGAACAGGCCGGCAGACCAGAUUGCCUCGUGCUACAUCUCCAACCUCGUCGAGCAGAUCAAGGGCCUCGCGGGGUGGAACAAGGACGCGGACGCCAAGGCACCCACCGACGAGCAUCUCAGGGGCUGCCUCUUUUCCACGACCGCCAUCGCCGUCCAGCCGCGCGGGACAGAGUCGCCAAAGAGCAAGCGCACAGCCAGCAACUUUUACGACAAUGCCAUCCUGCACAUGGUCCACGACCGCGUGAGCACCACCGUGACAAAGGGCCUCUAUGCGACUCUGAGCGAGGAAAAGGCCCUCUUUGACCGCGUCGCCGACACCCUCGUCUUCCACGUCGACCAUGCCGACCAGCUGUCGGCGGUGGGCGACGCCGACGCAUACAUUCCCUUUACGGUCGAGGAGCGCAUCUACAUGGACCCGUUCAUGUACGAGAAGCGCAACGGAGCCCGCCUCGGCGUCGACUCGGACGAGGUCAAGGCGCGGACAAAGCGCAUCGAGGCGCUGAAAAAGUACCACAAGAAGCUUUCUUGGCACGACGGCCGCGACUCGAGGGGCGCCCUCCGCGAGUCGAUUCGCUACUUUGAGGAGCUCGCCAUCGUUGACCGCCUGCCCUCGGAUGCUGUUGGAAGUGGCGGCAACGGCGAUGGAGACGCUGGCGACGAUGACGAGCUGAGGAGGCAGCAGGUCAAAGAGGCCGGGCCGAUGCUGCGGAGAAUCGAGGCGGCGCUGCAUGCCGAGCUCAAGCAGACGGACGAGGCGAUCCGCGCGGAAGAGACGGCCAUCGAGACGGAGCGAGCGCGGACGACGCAGCAGUUUGAGGAGCAGUGUGCGCGCGUCGAGAAUCGCACGAUGGCCUAUCGGCUCUGCGGCAUGCUGGUCCAGCACGCUGGCACGACUGAAGCCUGGGGCUACUUUCUCCAUGCGGGCCGCUGGUGGACCGUGUGUGAUGGGCGCGCGACGCGGUUGCCGCUUGAUGGCGACGAGAGAGAAGGUCAGGGAGAGGACGGUGGCGCAGCUAUCGUCGAGGCGCACCGCAGGGACAAGGGCGGCGAGGUCUACAUGCUCGUGUACGAGAGCGAGAGCGCCAAAACGGGCGGCGUCGACUGCAAGGCCAAGGACAAGCGGCCCGUCCAAGGGACAGAAAAGGAGGAGGACAACAAGGAAGAGAAAGAUGAAGGGUUAGCAAAGGAGCCUGGGAUCGGUAGCUCGAGCGAAGAGGAAGACGUGGUGGAUGUGGCGACGAGGAUGGAGAGGGAGCGGGAGGGGGGGCCGUCACGCCUCUUCAGCCUCAUCGAGGCCGACAACGAGGGCCGAGCUGCAACGGCGCAAGCUGCCGCAGGCGAUGUCGGGCAAGCAAGAGCCGACACGCUGCCUGGUGAGCUAGAAGCGGGAGCAGACGAACCAGGGAAUUCUCUGCGAUCGACAACGAUGUAGUCGAGAUAGUAUUUAAUAUUAAGCCCGUCUUGGUGCACGCAUGGUCAUGCUCUGCUCGG